Trachymyrmex cornetzi is the source of this 1717-nucleotide messenger RNA. It is a transcript of the gene Rab3, whose product is annotated as RAS oncogene family member Rab3. The transcript has 4 exons. NCBI's taxonomy places the organism in Eukaryota, Metazoa, Arthropoda, Insecta, Hymenoptera, Formicidae. The coding region runs from base 626 to 1408 and encodes 260 amino acids. The record is from RefSeq and is a predicted model, not a curated record. Gene Ontology annotation, molecular function: GTP binding; GTPase activity.
ACGGAAGAAAGAACCGCCACGUUGUUCAUUCGGACCAGUCUUUAUUCGCGUUUAUAAUAAUUUCGCAUUAAUGUAAUGCUGUUUAUAACGCAGAAGGAAUGCGUCUCACAGUAAUUCCUUUAUUAUUCCCUCGGAUUCUUCUUGGUUAAUUAAUUAAGCGCAUUGAAUGCGCGGAGAGAUGAUACAUUUUAUUUUGCAUCGCGUCAAGGAAAAAAAAAUAGUGAAAAUGAAGUGUGUCGGAAAAGUGAUCGACGCGAUAAUCGACAAUUUUACCAACAUAAACAUCUGCUGAAGGAAGAUUGAAACAAAGCAGAGUGUGUCAAACAAAUAUCUCGUUAUUUAAUAAAGCUAUCGAACUAAAUAUUUAAUGAAACAAUUACUCGAACAAGAUUAGACAGACAAGCAGUUAAUGAGUUUUAGCUAAUGAAAUGAGAGACUAUUAAUAAAACGGUAAAUGAAUUGUAGGCAGCAGCAUGAGAUUAGAGACAACUGAAAUAAAAUGGUUAAUAAAUUGCAAUCGAUAAAAACUAAAGCGGACUGAGAAAUCGAUUGGGAAUGUGAUCGAAAGCUGUAAUAAAAGAAGAGUGUAAAGAGACAAAGAGAUCGAUUGGGUGUGACGUUUGAGAUGUCGAGGAGGUGCGAGAACACGUCCUACACGCCAGUUAAGGAUUCCGUUUUCGAGCUACGCACGCGGAUGGCCCGGAUGCUGUCUAUCGUCGAGAUUACCUCACAGAGGAAUAAUCCGAUGGCGCGUCAGGAUGGCAGAGAUGCCGCGGAUCAGAACUUUGAUUAUAUGUUUAAACUGCUGAUAAUCGGCAACUCGUCUGUUGGCAAGACUUCCUUCCUCUUUCGCUACGCAGACGAUUCUUUUACUUCAGCUUUUGUGUCAACCGUAGGGAUCGACUUUAAGGUGAAGACCGUCUUCAGACACGACAAAAGGGUCAAGUUACAAAUCUGGGACACGGCGGGUCAGGAAAGAUACAGAACGAUCACGACGGCCUACUACAGAGGCGCGAUGGGUUUCAUCUUAAUGUACGAUAUCACAAACGAGGAGUCCUUUAAUUCAGUUCAGGAUUGGGUCACGCAAAUAAAGAACUACUCGUGGGACAACGCCCAAGUAAUUCUUGUGGGCAACAAGUGCGAUAUGGAAGAGGAAAGGGUAAUUAGUACCGAAAGGGGAAAACAGUUGGCGGAGCAAUUAGGAGUACGAUUCUUCGAAACUUCGGCCAAAGAGAACAUCAACGUCAAGGCGGUGUUCGAGCAGCUGGUGGACAUAAUAUGCGACAAGAUGAGCGAAUCUUUGGACAAUGAUCCAACCCUGAUGGGGGCGGGCGGUAUGGGUCAGAACAAGGGCCAACGACUCACCGAUCAGCCGACCAAUCCAGCGAACACUAACUGUAAUUGCUAAAAAAAAUGCGACGACACGCAGAAGAAGGAGAAAAAACCGAGAGAUCGUAUUUUGUGCGUGUGUCUGCGCGCAUGUGUGCACGUGUGUGUUACGUGUGUUAGAAAAAGGGAGAAAGAAGGAGAGAGAGAAAAAUAGAAAGAAAGGAGAAGGAAGUGUCGUGUGCGACGCUGGUGUGUUAACUAGUCCAUUUACUUCGUCGUUCCCCCUCGUUAUUUAUUUUAAAAUUUGACUUUCGUUCUCACCUGUUUUCUUUCACCCUUUCUCGACGCGAGAUGAUAUAUAUGAAUAAUGUACGCUAUAAAUAUAUAU